AAAAACACCAGCCACCACCUUCUUCAAUGGGCAAUUUCUUAAUCUUGCUUCUUCUCCAUCUCUCUUUUUCUCUCUCUCUCUCUCUCUCUCUCUC
This is a messenger RNA of Arachis duranensis, 94 nucleotides long. Its product is annotated as ubiquitin carboxyl-terminal hydrolase 8. The record is from RefSeq and is a predicted model, not a curated record. Lineage: Eukaryota; Viridiplantae; Streptophyta; Magnoliopsida; Fabales; Fabaceae.